AGCAGCACAUUUGGCAACCCGAGUCUGAGGCGUGCUCCGUGUGGUGGUGCAGGGAGAAGUGUUUUGCUAACAGCUAAUAAAAAUGCCUCCAAAAGGAAAGGGUGGUAAGGGGGCAAAAGGAGGAGCCUCGGAUAGUGGAGACAGUGACAAGAAGGAGAAAGCUCAAAAAGGAGGCACUGCAGUAAAGGUACGUCAUAUCCUUUGUGAAAAACAUGGAAAAUGCAUGGAGGCUAUGGAGAAGCUGAAGUCUGGAAUGCGUUUUAGUGAAGUUGCAUCACAGUACAGUGAAGACAAAGCUAGACAUGGGGGUGACCUGGGCUGGAUGACCCGGGGGUCAAUGCUGGGGCCAUUCCAGGACGCUGCGUUUGCACUGCCUGUCAGCACAAUGGAUAAGCCUGUAUACACCGAUCCUCCAGUGAAGACAAAGUUCGGCUACCACAUCAUCAUGGUUGAAGGCAAAAAGUGACCCUUGGACCAGAGCAAAGAACACAUGACUCAUCCUGUGUUCUUUUUCACUUUUUUUUUAUUGUGUAAAUAUCAGUUAAUAAAACAUAAAACUGACAAAG
This is a messenger RNA of Clarias gariepinus (North African catfish), 566 nucleotides long. It is a transcript of the gene pin4, whose product is annotated as protein (peptidylprolyl cis/trans isomerase) NIMA-interacting, 4 (parvulin). The coding region runs from base 83 to 466 and encodes 127 amino acids. Gene Ontology annotation, molecular function: DNA binding; peptidyl-prolyl cis-trans isomerase activity. Gene Ontology annotation, biological process: rRNA processing. Lineage: Eukaryota; Metazoa; Chordata; Actinopteri; Siluriformes; Clariidae. The record is from RefSeq and is a predicted model, not a curated record. The transcript is spliced from 4 exons.